This is a messenger RNA of Drosophila ficusphila, 1553 nucleotides long. RefSeq names its product transcription initiation factor IIA subunit 1 (gene TfIIA-L). The coding region runs from base 141 to 1238 and encodes 365 amino acids. Gene Ontology annotation, cellular component: transcription factor TFIIA complex. The transcript has 7 exons. NCBI's taxonomy places the organism in Eukaryota, Metazoa, Arthropoda, Insecta, Diptera, Drosophilidae. Gene Ontology annotation, biological process: transcription by RNA polymerase II; transcription initiation at RNA polymerase II promoter. The record is from RefSeq and is a predicted model, not a curated record.
GUCACACUUCUCCGCUUUACACCGUCACGAACGCAUCGCUAUCGCUAAUUCUUCGCCCAUUUAUAAUUCAGGAAAACUAAGACGUCAAUUACCCAGCCAGCGUACAGAAAAGCCUCAAGCUGGCGGAAAAGAAGGUUCAAAUGGCGCUAUGCCAGACAUCGGUGCUGAAGGUGUACCAUGCCGUGAUCGAGGACGUCAUCACAAAUGUGCGAGAUGCCUUUCUGGACGAGGGCGUCGACGAGCAGGUGUUGCAGGAGAUGAAGCAGAUCUGGCGCAACAAACUGCUAGCCAGUAAGGCCGUUGAGCUGAGCCCGGAUCCCAGCGAUGGAUCCCACCCACCGCCCAUCGUGGCUAACAAUCCAAAGCAGAGCAAGGCAGCCAAUGCCAAGGCCAAGAAGGCCGCCGCCGCCUCGGCGGGCACAUCACAGCCACAGAUCGGCGGCAGCAGUUCCGUGUCCUCGCUGGCACUUAAAUCGCCCGCUGGCAUGGCCACCGGCAGCGGGAUCAAGAACGGGCUGGUGCCCAUUAAGCAGGAAGUCAACUCACAGAAUCCACCGCCACUGCAUCCCACUUCAGGGGCUGCGCAGCUGCAGAGACAACAGCCAACGGCGAGCGGUGGACAGACCCCCAUUCCAAUUGUGGCCACGCUGGACCCAAACCGCAUAAUGCCUGUCAACAUCACGCUGCCAUCGCCAGCUGGGUCGGCCAGUUCGGAAUCUCGAGUGCUCACCAUUCAAGUGCCUGCAUCUGCGCUGCAGGAGAAUCAGCUGACCCAAAUUCUGACGGCGCACCUGAUUUCGUCCAUCAUGUCCUUGCCCACCACUUUGGCCUCGUCCGUGCUACAGCAGCACGUCAAUGCGGCUCUGACCAGCGCCAAUCACCAGAAAAAUCUGGCUGCUGCCAAGCAAUUGGACGGGGCUCUGGACUCCUCCGAUGAGGAUGAAAGUGAAGAGAGUGACGACAACAUCGACAAUGAUGACGACGAUGAUCUGGACAAAGAUGAUGACGAGGAUGUGGAGCACGAGGAUGCCGCCGAAGAGGAGCCGCUCAACAGCGAAGACGAUGUCACCGACGAAGACUCCGCCGAAAUGUUUGAUACAGACAACGUGAUUGUUUGUCAGUAUGAUAAAAUUACCAGAUCGCGAAACAAAUGGAAAUUCUAUCUCAAAGAUGGCAUCAUGAACAUGCGGGGAAAGGACUAUGUGUUCCAAAAAUCAAAUGGUGACGCCGAGUGGUAAUGACACCUUAACAAGAGCGGCGGCUGUGUGAAUAUAUAUUUACAAAAGACAUCAAACAAAAAGCCUCAUCGAAUGCGCCUUCAGCCCAGGACAGUAGCUAUCCAAACAGGACUCUGCCCAAUUUAAAAACAUGACCAAGCGACAGCCUGUACAGGAAGCAAAUCACUCGGGCCGACAAUGUAUCUUAUUUUAGUUCCAUCUGUUUUGUAUACGCUAGCUAAAGAGUUGUGUUGCAGUUAUCCAUCUCAAUUAAAUGUAUUAAAAAGUGUGCCGCAUAACUUUUGUGUCAAUAAACUGAAACACUUCUGGAAGUUA